Messenger RNA from Sclerotinia borealis F-4128, 1536 nucleotides. The record is from the annotation of a GenBank genome assembly. Lineage: Eukaryota; Fungi; Ascomycota; Leotiomycetes; Helotiales; Sclerotiniaceae.
AUGCACUUUCCCAAAGAGAGGGGCUACGACCCCGAAAUCGCCCAAGCAAACCAAACCACCACCUCCUCCGACCAAGACUUCCCCCUCCACCCCAAAGAAACCGCCAUCCACAGCUCCUCUCUACAAGAAGGCAGCACCUGGUACGCAAAAGCCCACCGCUACACGAGCCGAUUCGGCGUCGAGUCCCGCGGCAUCGAACGAGUUCCGAGCGAUGAGCGCAGCACCGCUGGCAUGAGCCAAAUCGGCACACUAUGGUUAUCGGCCAACAUGGUGGUUUCCUCUUUUGCGCUUGGAGCUUUGAGCUAUCCGAUUUUCUUUCUGGGGUUUGUGGAUACGGUUUUGAUUAUCCUAUUUGUGAAUUUGCUGGGGGUGUUGCCGGUGUGCUUUUUUUCAACCUUUGGUCCGAGGUUUGGGUUGAGGCAGAUGGUUUUGAUUGCAAUCUUCAACAUACUCGCCUGCAUCGGUUGGUCUGCCGUCAAUGUAAUAGUGGGUGCCCAACUAUUCAACGCUAUUAAUCCUAGCAUGCCAGGCUGGGCCGGAGUCAUCAUCAUCGCUGUCGCUACCUUCAUCGUAACGCUCUUCGGCUACAAAAUCGUACACGCUUACGAGCGCUACUCCUGGAUCCCCUGCUUCAUAAUCUUCCUCGUCGUACUGGGUGAGUUUGCCCACAGUGGUCAGUUUAUCAAUAACCCCAUGGGUGUUGGAAAAUCUGAAGUGGGAGCCUGCCUCUCCUUUGCUGCAAGUAUUUUUGGUUUUGCCACGGGCUGGACCAGUUAUGCGGCAGACUAUACAGUGUAUCAACCCGUCGAUCGCAGUCGAAAAUCCGUAUUUCUUUGGACAUUCGCUGGUCUGAUAUUUCCUCUCCUUUUUACCGAAAUGUUGGGAGCAGCUGUUGCUACAGCUAUGGCUGCUAACGGCGGAGAAAACGUGUUUAAGACCAACUACACCAGCUCUGGAAUCGGAGGUUUGCUCUCCUCGGUCCUCGUCCCUCCGCUGGGGAGAUUCGGACAGUUCUGUAUCGUCAUCCUCGCUCUCUCCAUUAUAGCAAAUAACUGUCCGAAUAUCUAUUCCGUUUCCCUCUCUCUGCAGGUCCUUUCCUCCACCACUGCACGUGUACCACGAUUCGUUUGGACAUUCAUCGGAACGAUUAUCUACUGCGCUAUUGCGAUCCCAGGCUACGGAAAUUUCGAGUCUGUUCUCGAAAACUUUAUGCUGUUGAUUGCAUACUGGCUGGCAAUUUAUGAAGGAAUAUCAAUCGCUGAACAUAUCUUCUUCAAGAAAGGAUUUGAAGGAUAUAGACCCGAGAAUUAUAUGGAUGCCAGUCGACUGCCUCCCGGAAUCGCUGCAAUGGUGGCUUUUCUUUUUGGGGUCAUGGGGGCAGUAUUGGGGAUGGCGCAGGUAUGGUUCACAGGACCGAUUGGAAAACUUUGUGGGAUGGAGUAUGGAGGCGAUGUGGGAUUUGAGCUAGCCUUUGCGUUUUCGGCAAUCUCAUAUUGCGGGUUGAGGUGGAUGGAGAUUAGGAAGUUUGGUAGAUGA